AUGGUGCGCAACCACAUCAUGCUCUUCCUCCUCCUCCUCGUUACGCUACUAACUUCCGGCAGAGACCAGUCGGCCGUGUCCGCGUCACCGGCGGGAUCAGUGGAACCGUUCCACAAGUGCACGGUCUGCACCGGCGGCCUGUACGAGCCCAACAGCACGUACAGGUCCAACCUGGAGACCCUCGGUGCGGCGCUCGUCGCCGGGGCCGGCGCUAACGGCGGCUUCGCCAAGGCGAGUAUCGGCGUGGCACCCGACGCCGUCUACGGCCUGGCGCUGUGCCGAGGCGACUACGCCGGGCCCAACUGCACCGGCAGCCUCGCCGCCGCCUUCAGCGACGCCGCCGAGCUGUACUGUCCGUCCAGAAGGGACGCGACCGUUUACUACGACAACUACACGCUCCGCUUCUCCGGCGAGGAUUUCCUCUCCGCCCUCACGGAGCAGCCGAGAUGCUCCGGGUGGAGCGACUCCGGCGAGUCUGGCUGGGACGCCGCCCAGCUGCUCGCGGAGAGGGUGGAGGAGCUGAUGAGCGAGACUAUCAAGCACGCGGCGGCGACGGCUAAGCGGUACGGGACCGGCAAGGUGUGGGUGAGAGGCAGAGCAGAGGCCGCGGACAUGGAGUACGUGCUGGCGCAGUGCACGCCCGACCUCACGGAGGCCGAGUGCUGGAGCUGCCUCAACGACACCCGCAGCAAGCUGCAGACGUCGUCCAUGCACGACAAGGUCCCAACCAGCCAGUAUGGGGGGAGGCUCGUUGGAGUGCGGUGUAGCUUGCGGUACGAGAGGGUGCUCUUCUUCGAGGAAACGAGCAGCACGCUCGAGCUCCAUAAGCCUAGAGGUAUGUACAAUUAUACGUACAUGGGUGCUAUCAUUAGGGGCAGUGAAAGGAUGCUGCUGAUACUGUUUAUUAUACUAGGGAGGAUGAGUACGGUGAACAAGAUCAUCAUAAUUGGAGCAGUGCCCUUCGUUGUACUGCUUAUCUUGUGUCUUCUUUUAGUUCUCAAACGAAUUAGAGAAUCGGAGUUGCAGAGGGAGCUCGCAUUAUGGGAGAAAGAGAUCAUGAGCGAAAGUAACUCGGGAUUUUCAUUAUAUACAUUUGCUGAGGGAAAAUUACCUAAUGGAGAACAGAUAGCUGUCAAAAGACUGAAGCUAAAUUCUGUCCAAGGUCUAGUUGAGUUCAAGAAUGAAAUUAGGCUGAUAGCUAAGCUUCAGCAUAUAAAUCUAGUGAGGCUUCUUGGGUGUUGUAUUGAAGGCAAUGAAAGGAUGCUUGUAUAUGAGUACAUGCCCGAGAGAAGCUUGGACUCAUUUAUUAUUGGAUCGAGCGCAAAAUUCAGUUGGCAUGUUCGUGCCCGAAUAAUAGAAGGGAUAGCUCAAGGACUUCUCUACAUUCAUGAACAAUCACAUUUAUGUGUUGUCCAUAGAGACUUGAAACCGAGUAACAUUCUUCUGGACAGUGAAAUGAACCCAAAGAUAUCUGAUUUUGGCAUUGCAAGAGUAUGCCCUUCCAACAUAGUAGAAUCCAAUACCACGACUGUGGUUGGCACAAUUGGUUACAUGGCACCAGAAUAUUUCUCCCAAAAAAUUUAUUCCACAAAAUCAGACAUUUUUAGCUUUGGAAUAUUGCUGUUGGAGAUCAUAAGCGGAAAGGUAGCUUUUGGGUCCUACAAAAUAAAUGGAAGAUCAUAUGAUCUCAGGAGAUAUGCUUGGCUACUAUGGAGAGAUGAAAAAUGCAAAGAGCUCAUCGAUCCAUCAUUGAGUGAGGAGUACCAAAAGGUGGAGAUGAUUAGGUGCACACAAAUUGCACUUUUGUGUGUUCAAGAAAGUGCAGAUGACCGACCAACAAUGCGUGAAAUUAACAUGAUGUUAAACAAUGGUAACAUAAUAUUACCUAUGCCCAGCCAACCAGGAUAUUUCGACAUAAAUCCGAGUAUCAUCGAGUCAUCAUCACCAACAGACAUGGUGAGUAGUAAUUAA
Molecule: messenger RNA, 1971 nt
Organism: Triticum turgidum subsp. durum (durum wheat)
Lineage: Eukaryota; Viridiplantae; Streptophyta; Magnoliopsida; Poales; Poaceae
Source: the annotation of a GenBank genome assembly